Aspergillus alliaceus is the source of this 3655-nucleotide messenger RNA. RefSeq names its product protein GbpA (gene GbpA). The record is from RefSeq and is a predicted model, not a curated record. The transcript has 4 exons. Lineage: Eukaryota; Fungi; Ascomycota; Eurotiomycetes; Eurotiales; Aspergillaceae. Gene Ontology annotation, molecular function: ATP hydrolysis activity; ATP binding. The coding region runs from base 216 to 3107 and encodes 963 amino acids.
CUCGUUCGCCUGCCUUUCAUGCCUUACCGGGCCUGGUAUUCUCGUGGCCGCAUGGCAGGCUAUCGUGGAUCAACCGGAGAUUUUCUUCCCAAAGACGAUGGGCACAAAAGAUGUGUCUGAUAAAAAGGUCGCCAGGAGCCGGCGACUACGAGGGGGAAUCAGAACCUCAACUUGUCUACUACUCUAUGAUCUUCUCUAUCUCCAACGAAGCUUGAAUGACAUCAACACUUCGCAAAGUCUUUAUCUUCACGAUCAAUCCUGUAUACUACUUUAUGCUGUCGUCGUUGCGAUCGUUUCUAUCACAGUUGUGUCCGUGCCGCAAGAUGGAGUGCAGGCAAAACACCUCCCGUUUCCCCUCGCUCUUAUCGAGCUUAUGGGGCCCUCGACGGUCGCAACAGUCCGUCUCCGUUUCCACAUCGACACAAACCCAAAUACAACACCCGGCGCCGGCGCCGGCUCCCGCCCCCAAGAUUGAUAUCGCCUCCACACUAAAGAAGAAACGGUCAGCUGAGCAAGAUCGACUGAGUCGAGAGGCCGCUCAAAAGGAGUUGGUGGACGAGAUCGAGAACCUCGUGGGACUGGAGAAUGUCAAGCGCCAACUCCUCGGGGUGCAGAACUGGGUGCAGAUCUGUCGUCGACACGGACGGGAACCCCGCAAUGAAUGGUAUAACAUUGUGCUCCAAGGAAAUCCAGGCACCGGAAAAUCCACGAUCGCCCGGAUCUACGCCAAGAUGCUCUACGCAAUUGGCAUUUCUGAUUCCAAUACCGUCAAAGAGACCUCUGGCCGAGAGCUUGCCAUCAAGGGCCCUGAGGGGGCCCAGCAAUUGAUCAAAGAAAUAGUUGACGCCGAGUCCCCUUGCGCACCAACAGCUGGCGUCUUGAUUGUCGACAACCCUCACACCCUGAUGCCAUCUAAACUCGAAUCACAUAAGGAGACCCUUGACUGUCUCCUUCAGGCAAUGGAACGGAAGACCGGAAGAAUCAUCGUCGUCUUUAUCGGUCAAGGACCCGAUAUGGGGAAUUUCCUCUCCGAGAACCCCAAAGUGCAGCGCCGGACGUGUAGCACCGUGAACUUCGCGGACUUUGACCGGACCGAACUUCUUCGAUUGUUGGGUCGCCGUAUCACUGACGAAUAUAACGGAAAAAUGCAGGUCGAAGGCGGACUUGAUGGCCAAUAUAUGCAUGCAGCUGCUCGUCGACUCGCCCGCAGUCGUGGUGAAGGGUUCACCAACAUAUAUGCCGUUCGGCAGCUUGUCGAAACGAUCGCACAUCGACAGGCAGAGUGCCUGAUGGAGCAGCAGGAUAUCGGAAUGGAGGAUGUGGACUACUUCUUCUUUUCCAAGGACGAUCUUCUGGGACCUAACCCGUCUGACAUUCGAGCCCAAAGCGCCGCAUGGACUUCUCUCCAGUCGUUUGUGGGACAGGAGCCCGUCAAGGCCUCAGUUCGCGAGGUGUUCGGCACAGUCGAGGAGAACUACUGGCGUGAGGUGAAAAACCAGAAGCGGUUACUGGUACGAGUCAAUCGCGUCUUUGCCGGCCCACCGGGCACCGGGAAGACCACCGCAGCCAAGCUGUACGCACAAAUCCUGGCAGAUCUCGGUCUUCUCAGCAGCAGUGAAGUGGUUGUUAAGCCACUGUCGGUGUUCAGCAGCCUGUCCGACACGGACGGCAUUCUCUCCUCGACCGUCGGUAAAGCUCUGAUUAUCGAUAUGGAUACCCCCGAGGCCGAUAGCGACAACGAUUCCCAGAUUUCCGAUAGCGUGCUAGACAUGCUCAUUAAGGAGCUGUCUGCAAAUGGGGAGAAUCGUUGCACAAUCCUGGUCGGUUCCGACCAUUCCAUUGACACACUCCUGCCGGAGCUCAAGGAGGCGUCAAGGAUGCUCGAACACCAAGUCGUUCGAUUCCAGCCGCUCACCCGAGAGCAGAUGGAGGAGCUCUUCCAGGCUAAGCUUCAGGAACAAGACGUGGAUGCCACUCCAGAAGCCUUCCAAGCAGCAAUGGAUAUUCUCGAGAGCGCUCGCAUGCGCAAAGACUUCGACAACGCACGCGGUAUUGAGCGUCUUCUAACGGCUGCCAACCGCAAUUUUGACCAGCGGCGAUCCCGCGGUCCCGAAGGGCCUUUGUCACAACGUGUGCUCGAACCCGAGUACUUCAAUGCCGACCUGGUGGGUGGCAAAGCGGCUCUCGCAUUCCGGGAGGAGCUGCGUCACUCGAUUGUCCCCGACGACAUCAUCUCCGUCCUGAAGCGGUAUCAUAAUGAGAUGAAGAUUGCCUGGUUCCAGGGCCAUGAUCCCAGAGCACGAGUCCCGUGCACACUAGUUUUCAAGGGUGCUAGUGGAACUGGAAAGAAGACGGUCGCACGUCAUCUUAGCGCCUUGUACUACAAGAUGGGGGUCUUGAAGACCGCUGUUAUGGUAGAAUGCUCGGUGACCGACCUCGUUACGUCGAGCAUCAGCCACACCUCCAUCCGGACUCGGUCGCAGCUGGAACGUGGACGCGGCAAGCUGCUAUAUGUCGAGGAUGCCCAUCGAUUGGGAGAGAACGAGUACACCAUGCAGGCGAUGGACGAGCUCAUCUAUCUGUUGCCCAAGCUUUCCAAAGAGAUGGUCGUCGUUUUGGCGGGACCGGCCCAGGAGAUGGACCACCUACUCGCCAAUCGACCCCGUCUGGCGAGCCUCUUCCAGGAAGAGAUUCCCUUCCGAAACCCCACUCCUCGUGAAUGUCUCCGGUUGUUGGACCGAAGACUCGAGGAAGAAGGUGUCCGGGGUCCUCGUCUGUUCUUGACCGACCCUCGCGAGACAAACCACCGGGAGUUCACCCGGGCUGUUCAGAUCCUGUCCAUGUUCCCCUGCUGGGGUAACGCUCGGGACAUUGAGCUCCUCGCUAGGUGGAUGGUAUCUGUCUCUGUUAAGGAUCUGCCACUGGAUGGCACAAACCUUCCAGAAGUUCGCCUGACCGACGAGCAGGCCAUGGCCUGUAUGAUCAAAUUGUUCAACCUGAAGCGUGAUCGCCUUCGUUUCAACCAAGAUCCCAAAGCAAGGACUCUUCCUCGCAUCCUCUCUCAGCCACGGAGCACAGAACGUGGCGGUGUUCGAUUUCCCGUUUGACAUAGCUGAGGGUUUGUUUUCUGACAUGACUGUUUCUGUUUUCUCGUUGUCCGUCUUCCUACUACUGAUGCUCAUAUAAGAUGUAUCAAUAUCCGUUUGUGAUCCAGCCACAACAGACUGACUAUAGCAUUGGCUUUGAGUUUUAUAAAUCAUGACCGGCGUUGGGAAUAAGUUUGAGCGAUGGUCUUUCUGUAUCCUUUCCUUUGUAUCAUUUCCUCAUCUCGGUUGAUCUGUUGGUCUACUUGAUAUUCUACGAAUGCCGUCCGCACCCACCUAGCACUUUACAUUAUCUGUUUGAUUGCUAUGAAAACAUAUGUAUUACUUUAAGUCUGUGACUUGUACUCCCAAUAUAAUAUAUCUAUACGAGGUCUCCCCCACCCUGUCGGCCUUUCUACCCUGUUUGCCUUUUCACUAUUCCUCAUGCACUGUAUAAAUUCGCACUAUUUCAAGGAAGACUCCAAACUAAUAUCAAUGCUAUUAUAUAAUGUACUAAUUUGGUAAACUUCGGCAUCGGACACAACCUUAUUCAAGCUUUAGGAAGAUCUACA